AUGCCCACCCCUACUCAACAGUAUGGUAUGGAUUAUGAGGAGGCAUUUGCUCCUGUUGCAAAAAUGACUAUUAUUCGUACUCUUAUUGCAAUAGCUUCGGUUCGUCAGUGGCGUAACUCUCAACUUGAUGUUAAAAAUGCCUUCCUGAAUGGAGAUUUUCAAGAAGAGGUUUAUAUGGCACCCCCUCCUAGUGUUUUACAUGAUUCUGGGUAUGUUUGCAAGCUCAAGAAAGCGUUUGAUGCAGGUCGUAUCAUUUUAUCUUUAUAUGUUGAUGACAUGAUUAUUACUGGUGAUGAUAUUGAUGGUAUUUCAGUUUUGAAGAUAGAGUUAGCUAGACAGUUUGAAAUGAAAGAUUUGGGUUCUCUACGAUAUUUCUUGGAUAUUCUUGAGCGGGCAAGACUUACUGAUAAUAAGAUUGUUGAUACUCCAAUUGAGGUUAACACAAAGUAUUUUUCUUCUGACGGUUUACCUUUGUCAGAUCCUACUUUAUACCGUACUAUUGUUGGGAGCUUGGUAUAUCUCACUAUUACUCGUCCAGAUAUUACAUAUACUGUUCAUAUUGUUAGUCAGUUUGUUGCUUCUUCCACUACAGUUCAUUGGGUAGCUGUUCUUCGCAUUUUGCGAUAUUUUCGGGGUACAGUCUUUCAGAGUCUGUUAUUUCCAUCCACCUCCUCCUUGGAGCUGCGUGCAUACUCUGAUGCUGAUCAUGGCAGUGAUCCCACAGAUCGUAAGUCUGUUACUGGUUUCUGUAUCUUUUUGGGUGAUUCUCUUAUUUCUUGGAAAAACAAGAAGUUUUUCUUUCUCAUCCCACUCCUAUGUAUUGCGACAACCAAAGUUCUAUUCAGAUUGCUCACAACUUGUUGGCAAACUCUCGAUGCUUGCAGUUGCCGCAUCGUGAGUUUGAGGGGAGAUGUUAAGAAAUAUAGGAUUAUUUAUUAUUCGUUAAGGCCAUUGCUGUACACCUUCAUUAUAGAAAUAGGGAGAAAAUGGGACAACAUUCUUGCUGCAACAAACAAAGGUGAAGAGGGGACUGUGGUAACCAGAGGAAGAUGA
Molecule: messenger RNA, 1053 nt
Organism: Olea europaea var. sylvestris
Lineage: Eukaryota; Viridiplantae; Streptophyta; Magnoliopsida; Lamiales; Oleaceae
Exons: 5
Coding region: 1-1053 (350 amino acids)
Source: RefSeq, a predicted model, not a curated record